GCUUGCCAUGCUUAAAGCAAAGCUUUGAACCAUCCCUUUCUCUCCCUCCUCCGCAUUAAAAAUCCCCAAAACAAGCAUCUUGACCUUUACAAUCCUCAAGUUUAAUCACAACCUUCUGGGGUAGGUAAUGGCUAUCUGGACACUGCUUCACCUUCUUUUCGUUCUUCUCUCAACAACUUUGGCACCAACAGCAGCAAAUACAGAAGGAGAUGCUCUAUAUGCGUUGAGGAGAGCAGUGAAGGACCCAGGAAACGUGCUCGAGAGCUGGGAUCCAACGUUGGUGGAUCCUUGCACUUGGUUUCAUGUUACCUGCGAUGGGGACGAUCGAGUCACAAGACUAGACCUUGGAAAUGCAAAGCUGUCUGGCAGUUUAGUACCUGAUUUGGGGAAGCUCGAGCGUCUUCAGUACCUGGAACUGUACAAGAAUGACUUGGUGGGUUCCAUACCUGAGGAACUUGGAGAGUUGAAGAGCCUGGUGAGCUUGGAUCUUUACCAUAACAAUCUCACCGGACCAAUCCCUGCUUCACUUUCUACCCUCACCAAUCUCAAAUUCCUGCGUCUGAAUGGUAACAGACUGACUGGAAGAAUACCGAGAGAACUUACUAAACUUGGGAACCUCAAGAUCCUUAACGUGUCGAACAACAAUUUGUGUGGUACGUUUCCCACCUCGGGUGCCUUCUCUAAAUUCUCAGAGGACAGUUUCAUGAACAACCCAAUAUUGGAAGGACCAGAACUGAUGGGAUUUGUGAGAUAUGAUGGAGGGUGUAAGUGAUAAAGCCAGAGGCAAAGCAUGUUGCCUCUUCCAUGUAUCAUCUCUUAAUAUGGGAGGGAAUAAAGACACUUGUUCACUUAUGACAGUUGCUUUGCACUUCAGACUAGAAAAGACUCAAAAAUUCUAUUCUAUGUUGAAAGAGUCAAAGUAUCAGAAUCGUGUAGUCCUUUUUCUGUAAUAUUACAGGAGAUAAUUCAAUAGCUUG
Messenger RNA from Rubroshorea leprosula, 977 nucleotides. The record is from the annotation of a GenBank genome assembly. NCBI's taxonomy places the organism in Eukaryota, Viridiplantae, Streptophyta, Magnoliopsida, Malvales, Dipterocarpaceae.